Messenger RNA from Halichondria panicea, 1493 nucleotides. RefSeq lists its product as uncharacterized. NCBI's taxonomy places the organism in Eukaryota, Metazoa, Porifera, Demospongiae, Suberitida, Halichondriidae. The transcript has a single exon. Bases 350 to 1159 code for a protein of 269 amino acids. The record is from RefSeq and is a predicted model, not a curated record.
GGCUUAUAGAUGUGCAUGGCUGGGAACAACCUUCCUAACCAACUCAUGCACUUGUAUAUACAGGCCUUUAGAAGAUAAAACAAAUUACGUUUUUGCAUUUUUAAGUGUUAAUAAUUGUUAUCGUGUGGGAGAGGUGCAGCACACGUGAACUUCUUUCCUUAAUUGUUCCUCAGCAGCCACAAGGGUUGUUGAUAUUAUUAGGUGUCUUCAGAUUUCCCACACAGGGAAAUUCCAUUUUAUUUAUGGCCGUGUAUAAAAGCAGUUGCAGAAAGUCUAGUAAUCAUACUCACUGAAGAUCGAUCAACUGCCUCUUCAAGAAGCUCCAAACUCUCCGACGCUAUAAGAAGACAUGAAGGCUCUCAUCAUUGUGACUGUGCUCGCCAUGGCAACCUCUGCCAUUGCAGUCCCCCUCUCCCGACAAGCCAAAGCUCAAGCUCUCCUCGCCGCCAUGCAAGACAAUGCUAAAAUGGAAGGAUGGUUGAGUGAUGUUGCAGGCGCUGUUGGGAAGCAUGCUCCAACUGUUCUCAAGUUUCUAGGUAGUGCGGGUUUGUGGGAUGAAGAACUUAACAGAGAGUCUGCUGCCGUGCAAGAAGAAGCUGAAAUGGAAGGAUUGCUGAGUGAUAUUGGAGGCGCUGUUGGGAAGUAUGGUCCAACUGUUCUCAAGUUUCUAGGUGGUGCGGGUUUGUGGGAUGAAGAACUCGACAGAGAGUCUGCUGCCGUGCAAGAAGAAGCUGAAAUGGAAGGAUUGUUGAGUGAUAUUGGAGGCGCUGUUGGGAAGUAUGGUCCAACUGUUCUCAAGUUUCUAGGUGGUGCGGGUUUGUGGGAUGAAGAACUCGAGAGAGAGUCUGCUGCCGUACAAGAAGAAGCUGAAAUGGAAGGAUUGUUGAGUGAUAUUGGAGGCACUGUUGGGAAGUAUGCUCCAAGCGUUCUCAAGUUUCUAGGUAGUGCUGGUUUGUGGGAUGAAGAACUUAACAGAGAGUCUGCUGCCGUGCAAGAAGAAGCUGAAAUGGAACAGAAUGCUAAACGAAAAUUGAUAGCCAUUCUUAAUAGUAGUAUAGCUGCUAAUUUAAAAGCGAAGAAAAUAUCCAAGCUAAGUAAUGAAAUUAACAAGCUUACUGCAGAAAAUAUCCUCAACGAUGCUGUUGGUGCUUUGGAAUAGCAAAGAGAACAUUAUUUAAUGACUGUGCAAUUAGUGCAUGCAUAAUAAAUAUGUAUAUCUAUUUAGUGACUUUAUAGUAUUAUAUGGUUGUGUAUGAUUUGCGUUAUUGUAAUUAUGAACAUGCGAUGUUUGACUGAAAUUGGAUUCAUUUCAUGGAACCUUGCAUAUUUGGUAUACCGUAUAGCGGGAAAUUGUCAUGGGUGCAAAUUUUUGAUUGAGAGCCCUCAAAAUAAAUUUAAUCAGUUGUAAUCACGCUUCAAUGCCUGGAUACUACACCCACCAGCAAUGUGCAAACGUAUAAAAUACCAUGCAGUGCAUGAGAGUUUCUUCCAGU